AAAAAAUAUUGUCAUUUAAAGCCGCUUCUUUGGGAUGCACAUCUUUAAAGCUUUAUUAACCUCAAUAACACCAUGGUCAGGCUUGCAGUGAGGACAGUACACUAGUUUAUCGGGACUGUCACCUAAAUGAGGUAGCGAUUCCUUGACAACUAGUCCAGUCUCCUGGAAUGUAAGUGGUGGAUGUAUCUCCCUCACCUUGAGCAGAGUACCGAUGUAUAUAAAGACGCAAAAUGGUUUUUUGGCAAAAAUAGUCUGCAGAUAACCAUUGACAAGCAAAUUAGAAUAUACAAUAAAAAUCCUUUAAAUGGAUCUUCUGAUUCCCUUACUUAUUUUGCUGAUGGGGAAUGUGUAUGGAUUUUACCCACAUCAUUCAGUGAAAGACCAAAUAUCUAAUUACUUGAAAUCUGCUCCAUGGGAUCACGUAAAAUCAUUCGCCAAGAUUAAAACACCGAUAUCAAUGGAUAUAACAUCCAAUUAUAAACUUCCUGCAGGAACAAUUUUGAGUGGAAUAAAUGUAGUGACCGGGAAAAACUGUGCUGAUAUUUUGGGCAGGAAACCGUCUACCAAAAGAAAGGACGGAAUAUAUACCGUUUAUCCUGACAACAAAAAUCCAGUCCGGGUUUACUGUGACAUGACCACCGAUGGAGGGGGCUGGACGGUUAUUCAAAAUAGAUAUGAUGGUUCAACCAAUUUUUAUCGCAAUUGGAAUGAAUACAAGAAAGAUUUUGGUAACCUUUUAAAGGAAUUAUGGCUUGGGAACGACAAUAUUCAUGCUCUUACUAAAAAUGGUGACCAAGAGCUCCGAAUAGAAAUGUCAAAAUUUUCAGGAUCAAAGGUUUUCGCAAAGUACUCCCAAUUUUCUAUUGGUGAUGAAUCAAAAAAGUACAAACUGUCGAUCAGUGGAUACAGUGGGAACGCUGGUAAUUACAAUUCAUAUUAA
This is a messenger RNA of Saccostrea cuccullata (small rock oyster), 940 nucleotides long. RefSeq names its product ryncolin-1-like. NCBI's taxonomy places the organism in Eukaryota, Metazoa, Mollusca, Bivalvia, Ostreida, Ostreidae. Bases 305 to 940 code for a protein of 211 amino acids. The record is from RefSeq and is a predicted model, not a curated record. The transcript is spliced from 7 exons.